Messenger RNA from Brachypodium distachyon (stiff brome), 1561 nucleotides. RefSeq names its product ankyrin repeat domain-containing protein 2A. Gene Ontology annotation, molecular function: chloroplast targeting sequence receptor activity; protein binding. Gene Ontology annotation, biological process: protein targeting to chloroplast. Lineage: Eukaryota; Viridiplantae; Streptophyta; Magnoliopsida; Poales; Poaceae. The record is from RefSeq and is a predicted model, not a curated record. The transcript is spliced from 5 exons. Gene Ontology annotation, cellular component: chloroplast outer membrane. Bases 147 to 1241 code for a protein of 364 amino acids.
CAAAAAAAAAACGGGAAAGAGAAAACCGUCCGGUUGGUCGCGCUCGCAUCCAUCCAUCAACACCACCUUAUCAUCAUCGUCGACAGUUCAUCACCACUCGCUGCUGCCACACACAGCACAGCUCCAAGGAACCCCUCUCCACGGCCAUGGCGACCCAUCAAGAGGAGAAGACGACCGUCGUCGAUAAUAAGCCCGACGAGCCUUCCCCGGCUGCUGCGGCGGCGGAGGAGCAGCCGCAGCCGCAGGCUCAGGCUUCUCGCAGGGCGGCACCGGCGGCGGCCGCGGCCAGCCCGUUCGACUUCUCCACCAUGAUGAACUUGCUCAACGACCCGAGCAUCAAGGAGAUGGCGGAGCAGAUCGCCAAGGACCCGUCCUUCAGCGAGAUGGCGGAGCAGCUGCAGAGGACGGUGGCGCCGCCUUCUUCGUCUCCGGCUCCGGCGGCGGCGGCGCUGGACCCGCACAAGUACGUGUCGACGAUGCAGCAGCUGAUGCAGAACCCGCAGUUCGUGGCCAUGGCGGAGCGCCUCGGCAGUGCGCUCAUGCAAGACCCGGCCAUGUCCUCCAUGCUCGGCGGCCUCACCGGCGGCUCCGGCUCCGGCGCCGGCGCCGCCCAGCGGCAGCAGCUCGAGGCCCGUGUCGCGCGCAUGAAGGAGGACCCGUCGCUACGCCCCAUCCUCGACGAGAUCGAGUCCGGCGGCCCCGCCGCCAUGAUGAAGUACUGGAACGACCCGGAGGCUCUGCAGAAGUUCGGCCGCGCGAUGGGAGUCGGCCCGUCUUCCGCGGCCGCCGGAGCCGGGGAAGAAGGAGAAUCCGCCGCCGCCGCCGCCGCCGGAGCCGAGGAAGAAGAAGAGGAGUACGAGCCGGAGUCGGCGAUCCACCAGGCGGCGAGCGUGGGCGACGUGGAGGCGCUGAAGGCGGCGCUGCAGGAGGGUGGCAAUGGCGCCGACGAGGAGGACGCGGAGGGUCGGCGCGGGCUCCACUUCGCGUGCGGCUACGGCGAGCUGGCGUGCGCGCAGGCGCUGCUGGACGCCGGCGCGGCGGCGGACGCCGUGGACAGGAACAAGAACACCGCCCUGCACUACGCCGCCGGGUACGGCCGCAGGGACUGCGUCGCGCUCCUCCUCGACCACGGCGCCUCCGUGACGUUGCAGAACCUGGACGGGAAGACGGCGAUCGACGUGGCGAGGCUCAACAGCCAGGAGGAGGUGCUCAAGCUGCUCGAGAAGCACGCAUUCGUCUAGACCACCGCCAUUGCCGUACCUAGGUUCCAUGAUCCAUCCUUCGUCGACCUCUCGCAUGCCUUCUGAGUUUGCUUAAUCAAUUAUUCCAAGUUCAUGCUCGAUCUCCUCCUUGCUUAGUUAAUUAAAUUUCUGUCUUCCAGAAAGAAAAUGUUUUCAAAUGAAUUCUUAUCAUCAGAUCGGUCUGUACCUAUUGAGUGUGUGGUAGUAGCAUUGCUGUCCGGUUCCCGGAUUAUUUUGGGUUUCGAUUAUGUUGGUCAUUCCAUAUUUCCAGAGUUUUGCUUUCAAGAAUAAUAAAGGAAUAAAUUUUGGUUUCAUUCGUA